AUGGAGCUCUUCCAAAACCUCGUGGACAUAGACGUGACCGCAGACCGGACCCCGCUUCUGAGAUUCUUCAUUUGUCUGGUGUAUUCGGUCGUUUGCGCUGCGGGUCUGAUUGGCAACCUGCUGGUCCUCUUCUUUAUCAGGGUCAAACAAGAAAGGAAGAAGUCCAGAGUGAACUUUUUCGUGUUCAAUUUGGCCGUUACGGACCUGCAGUUUGUUCUCACCCUGCCCUUCUGGGCCGUGGACACUGCGCUGGACUUCAGCUGGCCUUUUGGAUAUGCAAUGUGCAAAAUCAUCCUGUCCGUCACCGUGAUGAACAUGUACGCCAGCGUGUUUUUCCUCACCGCCAUGAGCGUGACCCGCUACUGGUCGGUCGCUUCUGCCCUGAAGAACAGAACCGCGCGGAGAUCGUGCUCCGCCAAAUGGGUCUGCGCAAUUAUUUGGAUACUGGCGACUCUGGCGACUGCGCCCACGUCGAUUUUCUCAACAGUCACCAGCGUAACUGGAGAAAAACUGUGUCUGCUGAGGUUUCCAGGUGGACAGUACUGGUUAGCACUCUACCACAUACAGAAAAUCGUCGUAGGCUUUGUUUUGCCCAUGUCAAUCGUGUCCAUGAGCUACAUCAUGCUGCUGCGCUUCAUCCGCAAACGGAGUAUGAAAACCAGCAACCCCAAACGCAGAUCCCAAGUUACAAAAUCUAUCACCAUCGUCGUGCUGUGCUUCUUUCUUUGCUGGAUGCCAAAUCAUGCCAUGACCUUGUGGAGCGUACUGGUCAAACUGAACGCUGCAAACUGGGAUAAUGCGUACUACACGGUUCAUACGUAUGUGUUCCCACUGACAGUGUGUCUGGCGCAUACCAACAGCUGCCUCAACCCAAUCAUUUACUGCCUAAUGAGAAAGGAGUUUAGGACCAAACUGAGAGGUCUGAUACACAGAGGAUAG
Molecule: messenger RNA, 939 nt
Organism: Pundamilia nyererei
Lineage: Eukaryota; Metazoa; Chordata; Actinopteri; Cichliformes; Cichlidae
Product: relaxin-3 receptor 1-like
Exons: 1
Coding region: 1-939 (312 amino acids)
Biological process (GO): cell chemotaxis; calcium-mediated signaling; G protein-coupled receptor signaling pathway
Cellular component (GO): membrane; external side of plasma membrane
Molecular function (GO): C-C chemokine binding; C-C chemokine receptor activity
Source: RefSeq, a predicted model, not a curated record